GUUGAAACUGAUUCAACCGUUGGAAUAUUUGAGCUUCAGGAAGUUUGAGACAGAUUUUACAAGCAGUUUAAAGUUCAGACUUGUGUCACCAUGUCGGCCGCCGGCUGCCUGCUGACCGAAGACCAGCUUCUGUGCUCCAUCUGUCUGGACGUCUUCACUCUUCCAGUCACGUUACCAUGUGGACACAACUUCUGCGAAAGCUGCAUCACACAGCACUGGGAUGUUAACGUCUUCUGUAUCUGCCCCAUGUGUAAAGAGCGCUUUGAUAUCAAACCUAAGUUGCGCAUCAAUAAUUUCAUCUCUGACAUGGCGAAUCGGUUCAGACAGUCGGCUGUAAACACAGCCAGCAGCAACCCGGAGCAACAAGUUGCCAAACCAGGAGAGGUCUACUGUGAUGAAUGUGUUGGAGCUAGAGUUAAGGCUGUGAAGUCCUGCCUGGUGUGUCUGACCUCCUACUGUGAGACUCACCUGGAGCCUCAUCUGACAAUGUCAGGCCUGAAAAGACAUCAGCUGAUCGACCCUGUGGAGAACCUGGAAGACAGGAUGUGUACGAAGCACGAUAAACUGCUGGAGCUGUUCUGCAGGACGGACCGUACGAACGUCUGCAUGCUCUGCAGCCUUUUAGACCACAAGACACACAUGUUAGUUCCUCUGAAAGAGGAGCAUGAGAGAAGGAAGGCCAUGCUGGGGAAGACCGAAGGAAAGAUGUAUCGGAUGAUCCAGGAGAGGCGACUGAAGAUUGAGGAGAUUACACUCUCAGGGAAGAUAAAUAAAGAAUCUGCAGACAGACAGAUGGCGGUCGGUGUUCAGGUCUUCACUGAUCUGAUGCAGUUUCUUGAAGGAGGUCUGGCCGAACUCAUCGAGGUGAUUGAGAAGAAGCUGAAAACAACAAGCCGACAGGCCGAAGGCUUCAUCAUGGAGCUCGAGCAGGAAAUCUGUGAGCUGGUGAAGAGAAGCACUGAAGUGGAUCAGCUCUCGCGCUCAGACGACCACUUUCAUCUUCUCCAAAGUUUCUCAGCCGUGAACACUGCUCCACCCACAAAGGACUGGACGGAGGUCGGCAUCCAGCAGCCGCUAUACGAGGAGAUGGUGAGGAGGGUUGUGGUGGAAGCUGUGGACCAGCUGGAGGAGACGCUCAGUAAACAGAUGAAGAAGCUGAUUGAGGUCGAGCUGAAGAGGGUCCAGCAGUGCGAAGUGGAAGUGGCUCUGGAUCCUGAAACAGCGAGUCCCUGGCUCGUCCUGUCCGACCACGACAAACAAGUCAGUCUUGGAGACAUGAAGAAGACUCUCCCAAAGACGCCGGAGAGGUUUUAUCCAGGCGGUGGGAUCUUAGCAAAGCAGAGUUUCUCUUGUGGAAGGUUUUAUUACGAGGUGCAGGUAAAGGAGAAGAUGAAGUGGGAUUUAGGAGUGGUCAGAGAGUCCAUCAGCAGGAAGGGGAAAGUCACAAAGAACCAGGAGAGUGGGCUCUGGAUACUGAGGAAGGCUAACGAGUACAAAGCUUGUGAUGGCAGCCGUGACGUUCACCUCAGUCUGACGUGGAAUCCUCGGAAGAUCGGCGUGUUCGUGGACUACGAUGGCGGUCUGGUCUCCUUUUACGAUGUUGAUGCUGCAGAUCUGAUGUUCUCCUUCACUGACUGUCAGUUCACUGAGAGACUGUUCCCGUUCUUCAACCCCGGCACCGCUGACCCUCUGAUCAUCUCUCCUGUCAAUCACUCUGAUUAGAUCAGUUCUUUAUUAUCAAUCACAACUUUAUUAUCACUGUACAAACACAAAACUUUAUUAUCACUGUA
Morone saxatilis (striped sea-bass) is the source of this 1790-nucleotide messenger RNA. Its product is annotated as E3 ubiquitin-protein ligase TRIM21-like. NCBI's taxonomy places the organism in Eukaryota, Metazoa, Chordata, Actinopteri, Moronidae. Gene Ontology annotation, molecular function: protein binding; zinc ion binding. The record is from RefSeq and is a predicted model, not a curated record. The transcript has 2 exons. Bases 91 to 1722 code for a protein of 543 amino acids.